Molecule: messenger RNA, 1314 nt
Organism: Psilocybe cubensis
Lineage: Eukaryota; Fungi; Basidiomycota; Agaricomycetes; Agaricales; Agrocybaceae
Exons: 2
Coding region: 1-1314 (437 amino acids)
Source: RefSeq, a predicted model, not a curated record
AUGAUUAUCCUCCCUAUGGAGAUAGUCGACCAAAUCAUGCACAAUGCAGCUCAGAUUUUGCAGUCGCAUCCCUUAGGGGCAUCAUCUAUCGCACUUCAAUCGCAUCGCUAUCGGAGUGUUGCACACAGGGAAACCUUUUCCACAGUAAUUUUUCAGCAACAACCGACUGCUCUCGGGAAAGGCGAUGUGCAUCGCAUACAGGAACUAGCAGAUCUUAUCGCUGGCUCUACACGCGUACCGACACUUCCCGGGGUCGACACCUUUAUUGCGUCGCUUUCUAUCAGAUUGUCGCCCUAUCAGGGGGAUUAUAGGUCUUCAAUAGUCACACAAUCACUUACUACGAUUUUCGACCAUUUAUUUCGGGAACCGGUAUUGCUGAAUACUCCUGUUCGCAGACUGGUGCUGACCUCGAGCACAUGGUCCAAUGGAAAACCCUUGGAGCGUUCAAUUAGGUCGAUGAUCGAAACGUCCUAUAUCAACUCCCUACAUCUCGAAGACUCAUUUUACGUACCUAUUGGUAUAAUCCUUGGAUCAAAUGUUGAAGAUUUUAACCUCAAUAGGUCAAUUAUACCUGAUAGAAACGACCCAAUCAAAAAAUGUCAUUCAGUUUCUUUGAAGUCACUGUCAAUCACAGGAGGGUCUGUGAACAAGAUUACAUUCGAAGACCUGACGAUUGCUAUAUGUGGGCAGAAUCUACUAGCACCAGAUACGUUCUCAUACCUGAAGAAAUUCACCAUAUGUGUAUCAUCUCCCGCCCUCGCUGUAAGUGUGGUAAACAGCACAAAAGUUUUGGAGACCUUGAUCCUUCAUGACGCAAACCGACUCUUCCCAAGUGAAGCAUCCGAGAAGCCUGCUAUUGAGUUCAGGCUGCUGCACUUUCUCAAGGAGCUUAAUAUCACGUAUCAUAGGACGAUAGACAACAAGAACCCACAGGUGUCGCCUGUCACGUUCCUUGGAGAAAAGGCACCACCACUUCUUGAGACGGUCACUUUGAAUAUAACCAUACACAGCUAUCUGCGCGCACCUUUCCCACCACCGGCGGACGAUCUAAAAGCGGCGGUUGAAGAAAGACGUGAGAUUUCAGAGUGGGAUAGGUACCUGUUUUCACUCGCGGGGUUUUGCCGUCUUAAAAGAAUCAGAGUCAAACUCUUAGUUAUACGCCAUGUAUCGUUGGGUGGAGAGAAUUGGAGCGACCGUGGACCGAGCUGGGACGAGGCAUGGUGUCCAUAUUUUAUGGACGCCUUUCCGAUGUGCAAGGAGGCAUAUGGUGAUGUGCUUGUAGCAUAUUCGUCGUCUUGGUAUUUAGUGGGAUAA